This is a messenger RNA of Arachis stenosperma, 1294 nucleotides long. Its product is annotated as glutamate--cysteine ligase, chloroplastic-like. Gene Ontology annotation, biological process: glutathione biosynthetic process; modified amino acid biosynthetic process. Gene Ontology annotation, molecular function: glutamate-cysteine ligase activity. The record is from RefSeq and is a predicted model, not a curated record. The annotation marks the transcript as partial. Lineage: Eukaryota; Viridiplantae; Streptophyta; Magnoliopsida; Fabales; Fabaceae. The transcript is spliced from 13 exons.
GGCAAUCGAAGCAUAUCAUUGGAGCCCGGUGGUCAAUUUGAGCUUAGUGGUACUCCCUUUAAAACAUUGCAUCAGACUUGUGAUGAGCUUAAUUCACACCUCUAUCAGGCGAAAACUGUUGGAGAGGAAAUGGGAAUUGGAUUUUUGGGAUUAGGUUUCCAGCCUAAAUGGAAACCGCAAGACAUACCUAGAGUGCCUAAGGUACGGUAUGACAUUAUGCAAAAUUACUUCAACAAUAAUGGCUUACCUCAAGUUGAGGCAUUGUUAAUGACCUGCUCUGUUCAGGUUAACCUGGACUACAGUUCUGAAGCAGACAUGAUCAAGAAAAUGCGUACUGGGCUUACGUUGCAGCCGCUAGCAGCAGCUAUGUUUGCGAAUUCGCCUUUCAGUGGAGGCAUCCCAAGUGGUUACCUCAGCAUAAGGAGCUAUAAGGUGAAUCAAGUUGACAAACGUCGCACAGGCAUGCUGCCCUUUGUUUUUGAUGAUACUUUUGGGUUUGAGCAGUAUGUUGAUUAUGCUCUAGAUGUACCGAUGAUGUUUGUCUAUCGGGAAAAUAAGUACAUUGACUGCGGUGGCAUGUCAUUCCGGGACUUCAUGGCAGGUAAACUCCCUGCCAUCCCAGGUCAGGUGCCAACAUUAAGUGACUGGGAAAAUCAUCUGACGACCAUAUUUCCCGAGGUCAGGCUCAAGAGGUACAUGGAAAUGAGGGGUGCUGAUGGGGGAACUUCAGACAUGCUGUGUGCUCUGCCAGCAUUUUGGGUAGGUCUGCUAUAUGACGAGGUUUCCCUACAUAAUGCUCUAGAUAUGAUUGUUCAUUGGACCCCCGAGGAGAGACAGAAUUUAAGGAACAUGGUUCCUAUGACUGGUUUAAGGACUCCAUUUCAAGGUAGAUUACUGCGGCAUGUGGCUGAAGAUGUGUUGCAGUGGGCGAAGGAUGGCUUGGACAGGAGAGGCCUAAACGAAUCCAGUUUUUUGGAUCCAUUAAAAGACGUCGUUGGAACAGGUUUGACGCCAGCUGAUAGGCUUCUGGAUAUGUUUCAUAACACGUGGGGAAACAGCGUAGAUCCUGUCUUCAGAGAGCGCUGCUACUAAGCUGCGUAUAACCCUUGCAAUCCUCAUAGAGAGGAGAAACAACAGUUGUACUAGGUUUGACCAUGUGAAGUUCCUCCUUUUUAAUCAACCACACUAUAAUAUAAGAUUUUGGAAGGCCCACUAAUCAGGGUUUUACUUGUAAUAAUAGUCUCGACUAGACAAUUUGUUUAACGCGUGAUUGACACCUCAUAACCUCAUUAGA